Monopterus albus (swamp eel) is the source of this 5219-nucleotide messenger RNA. Its product is annotated as regulator of G-protein signaling 7-binding protein B-like. The transcript has 6 exons. Bases 2622 to 3359 code for a protein of 245 amino acids. The record is from RefSeq and is a predicted model, not a curated record. NCBI's taxonomy places the organism in Eukaryota, Metazoa, Chordata, Actinopteri, Synbranchiformes, Synbranchidae.
AGAACAACCAUAAAAACCUCACAGUGCUAGUGGAAAAAGUAUGUGAACCCUUGAGUUAAUGACCUCAAAAAAAACUAAUUGCAGCCAGAUGUGACAUCAUUAUGUAAGUUGAAUAGAUUUGAGAGAUGAAAUAACAGCAAAGAAGAAAUGUGUUGGACCCGGAGAUGAAAGAUGAUUGGAUACAAAUACACUUUUGCAAAAGCCAUAAGUGAACAGACAACAGAAAACAAAGUAGAAAUGCACAAAGAAGCCAACCUAAGAAGAUAUACUGUAAAAUGUAAUAAAAAGAAUAAAUGUAAAGUAAAAACAUCAUAACAGCUGGUGCAUUGUGCUGAGGAUGCACACAUUUUGUUCACCUUGCCCUGGUAUAUUAUAAGUAUUGUCUUGUCACUCCUCAUCACUCUGAUGUCAUGCAGUGGUGGUUUCUGAGGCACAGAAGGUGGGAGUGAACACCUGUUUAUGUUCACAGUGCCUACCAGGAUGGUGUUCCUUACGAGGAGUUUAUGAACAAGGGGGAGCGAUGUAAAAAAGUUGUCUGUAGUGACGUUUCUCCCCUUACCUAAGUAAGGCCGCAUCAGGCUCAUCGCUACACUAUACUCAUUUUGUUUCUUGGUUGCCUAGCAGCGCCUAUUGUUAUUUAUGUGUGUGUGUGUGUAAGAAUGGGGGAAUGUGAGGUAUUACUAUGAAGUGUUUGAGCUGUGUAUCUGACUGGAUAUAUAAUUUAUAUAGCUAUACAAGUGCAGUCUAUUUACCAUUUUUGCAUUAGGAGUAAUGGAGGUCAAAAUGACCUCUUGGCGGUUCUAGGUAAAACCACUCUUUUUCGGUCACUCUUUUAUUCCAGAAUCCCCAAAACGCAUAAGAUGAUGUGUAACACACUUUUAGGAAAAGUCAUUGAGUGGGAGACGUGUUGUUUUUACUCAAACAAAGUUACAUGCAUUUUAAUAGUGAUGAGAGGUCAGAAUGACCUCUUGGCGGUUCUUGUGUUAAUAAAGCAUAGGUUUACUCCCCAAAUCCUCAUAUAUCAAAACUAUGAAGAGUCUGCAAUAACAUGAGUAAACCCUUGUAAUUUUAUUUCAAUGUCAUUAGAGAAAGUUGAGUUUUAGUCUUUUGAUUUAAGUACAAAUUCCUCAGUGGUGAGGAGGUUUAGUUUCUACAUGUUUUAUUCACAGAGCAUAGGGAUGCUCAUGAACCAGCCAAAACUAAAGAUGGCAGCAAUGAUUCAUCAAAAGGCUGAUAGUAGCAAGAGCAGAACGACAAAAUCAGUCUCGUAAAUGGGUCAAACACCCAUUUUAGUAUGGUGCCAUAGUGUAGCCUGUGCCUUCUGUCUGCAGGAUAAUGUGAAGCCUUUUUCCUAUUUUGGGCAAAACACUGACAAGUUUUUAUUUUCAUAUUAGUCUUAAUCUUUUUGUUUGCUCAGUGAUGGUAUAAAAGUAAUACUGAAUGAGUGGUAAUGAUUUAUGAGUACAAAUCCAUCUAAAUAGAAAACUAACAGACACACAGUGGUGGCUAAUGUACGAGUGCCACAGAAGCAGAGGUGUGGUGGACAGAUGUGAGAUAAGUCAGCAUGGCUUUCUUCUAACCAUGAAAGCACUCUCACCUGUUCUCAAGCUGCUAAUGGUACAGCUGCUUUAUCAGCAGGUGAACCUUUAGCUGCUAAGCAGACAAGAUAUUGGAGGAGUAGUGUAUGGUGGAUGCCAAACUACGGAGCCCAGCAGGAGUUAGAAAAUAUGUGAGAAUCUGUGUGCUAAAUUUAAUAAUCAUGUGUUUAAUCAUUUGCGAGCAGAAAACUGCAAAUGCCAAUACUUUAUACUGUAUUUUAAUAAUUUAUCAUUUAAUGCUAAUGACAGUUGCAUCUGCAGUCCAUUGAACAGCCAACAUGUCUUCUCUACCAUAUGACCACUACAGGGGGCGUUGUACCAGGCCAUGUGAGGAGCACUGGACCUGAACACAAACAGGUGUUUUGCAGCAGAACAACUUUAUAGGUUGGGGCUGUCAGCUUGUUUUGAGUUCUUCUCCCCCCAGUGGUCAAAAGAAUAAACGCAGCUUUAAAUUGAGAACGUCUGGCAGUAUUGUGUAGCUACUUUGAAGCUGCUGUGCAUGAGCAUGUAAACAUAGUGUAUCUUAUAAGUGUGUAGAAGUGGGCUUCAGAUGCAUUAUGAUGUCGAACUCCACUUUGACAAUAGAAGACAUCCCGGCUGUUGUUUUCUGGACCCCUGGUGUUCCUAAACAGUUAACUGUGAGUCGGAGGCUGACGACUUGUUUUGCUGUUGGCUGCCUCUGAAUCCUCCUCACGCGUGAGCGCGCCGCGGAAGGCGGAGGAGCGUGCCUUUCGGCCUUCGGGAAGGACUGAAGGUGACUGUCAUCUCGGCUGGGAUGCAGAGGGAGCUCCUGGGGAUCUAUCCGGUCCACUACACGGUCCUACUCCGGGGAAUAACCACUUUCUCUUGCGAGGGUUUCAGACACCAAUCAAACCUUCGACCCAGGAGCGUCUGAGCGGCUCGGUUUUUGUCCCCCUAUAGAGAACAGUAGGCUAUCUACUAGGAAGAAAACGGGGUAACGUUAAGCUACCUCCCGCUGUUUGUCUGCCUUUGGCUAUAGUCUCCAGUGGUGGAUGCGCAUGCAUGUGUUCUGCACCGUACGGGCGCAAAAGGCGCCCAAGAUCUGCAGGGAGCAUCUUUCCCAUCAAUAGGGGGGUGCAGACGGAGCCGGAGCGCAGGGAGAGCGCGGAGGGUGCUGUGGACGGCAGCAGGAUGACUGUGCAGGAAUUCAACACCCUGGUAGCGUUGUACCGGGAGCAGGUCAUAUCUGUCGGGGAGAUCUCCGCCGACUGUCCGUCUCUGCGGGCUCAGAUGCACCACACGCGGUCCAAAGGAUGCUCCAUGGCCCGGGCAGCGCACCGGGACCUCGCCGUUAUCUCUGUUACAGGUCCAGAGGACGGAGAGAUCCAUCCUGAGAUCUGUCGGCUCUUCAUCCAGCUGCAGUGUUGCUUGGAGAUGUUCAUAACAGAGAUGCUCAAAUCAAUGUGCCUGCUGGGGGUGCUGCAGCUUCACAGGAAAAGAACAGACUCGGAGCCGAAGGUGGACUUCAGGCUGGAUGAAAGUUCAGAUGUUCCCAUCCUGGAGGACCGAUCCUCCUCUCCCAUCGACUUCCCUCAGGAGCACUGGCUGGUGGGAACUGAUAUUGAAAACAUAGAGAGAGAUAUGCGGGAGAUGCGAAACUUACUCAGCAAACUCAGGGACACGAUGCCAUUGCCACUGAAAAACCAAGAUGACAGCAGCUUGUUGAAUCUGACUCCCCACCCACUGAUCAGACAGAGGAAGAGACGCUUCCCUGGACUCUGCUGCAUGGUGUCUGGCUGAGAUCCUGAGUCUGUUGUCUUUUUUGGGAUGUAUAUUUAUUAAUCUCAUUUCAUUCUAUUAGUAUUAUUUACAAUAUUUUUCCAUAUUAUCUGAAAUCUUAUAGCCUGUCCUUUCUGAUUCUCUAUCCUAGUUUUCUUUUUCAAUCAGAUAAUUACUCUCUCUGAUAGUUGCUCAUUUUCCCAAGUUCUGCUGCUCCCUGUCUUUAAGUUUGGGCAGUUUUAUUUUGUAAGGUUUUGAUCUGUGUUCAAGUUUGGUUAUUUUCAAAUGUGUUUUAAUAAGAAAUGUCUUUAAUAGACAGCAGAGAAACACUGUCCAGUGGAAAGAAGGAACAGUGUAUUGCAUUAGCCUGGUGGGCUAACAGUAAGUAAUAAUGCCGUGAUUCCCCUCAUAGCCUGUUUUUUGUUUCCUUAUUUCAUCCAAUAAAAUGAUAAAUGUAUAUAUUCAGGCAAUGCACAGGGAUGAUAACAUUUUCAGGUGUCUCGCUGUGCAUGUCUGAAUGUGUCACAGCAUAAGAUGGUUUAGUCCCAGCCACCUCCUGAUGUAUUCAUAUUUAUUUGUCACUCAAUAGAGAGUGGUGAGUCUCUGCUAACCUAUGUGCUGUGACACCAUGUAGACAAAGCAAGUCAUCUGCAGUAUUAUGGCGCGUACACAUAACUGGCUUCUUAAUUAGAACCUUCCACCCACUGUAGGAAAAAAGAUCUUUAAUUUAAUCAGUAGUGCUUAUGUAAAAUUCUUGUUAUGCCAGAUGAGAAAACGCUCUUUCAAAGCUCAUUAAUGUUGAGACAUCUUCAGCAUCUUUGUUUUUAACCCAAUAUUUUCAGUGAUUCAUGAUGUUCAUCAGAUAGUUCUCACUAAAGUUCUGGACAGAGGAUGGUUGCCAGUGGUUUUUGUGACUUUGUGAUAUUUUUGCUGGCAACACAUGAUCAUUUUCCAUUCACCAACACUGGGACCUUGAAAACUAUUGGCCCUUUGGUAUUUCUGUCAAUAUUCAUGAUCCCCAGAGGAUAAUCUCCUUUGAUUGUAACAACUCUCUGGACAUGUUUUACAUUUUUUUCUGUAAAGUCUGUAAGAAUUACAGCAUUAGUAAUGUCACGGUGAUGGGUAAACAAUGCUAAGCUUAUAGUGGAGAGAGAAAAAUAGUUGGAGAGUAUGAGACAGAAUCAUACUUUGUUAAUAAUAAAGCCAUAACAUUAAAAUAUAUUUAUUUUAAUUCUCUGUAGUAGAAAACUGAGGGCAUAAUCCUACCAGACCUAAUAGUAACAUUUGGCAUUUUUUAAAUCAAAAUAUAACAACUUUUUUCUCAAAAUUCUGACUUUCUUCUCAUGAAAUUAAUAUUAAUUUUCCAAUAACAUUCACCUGUAUACUGUUGUACAAAUAUCUAUUGGCAUGUUGUUAAUUAAUCAAAUCCUGUAUUUUAAUAGUCUGGGGUGUAAUGAUCAUUGCGGCCUCAAGGGGACACUAACAAGGCGCUUGUUUAAUAUGUGCAGCACAUCAUUAGCGGUCUUCCCAGGAAAAUAAAAUUUUUGACUUUCAGUUUCAGUUUUCCAUCACAAGGGCUUUGUAGAUGUUGCACAUACAGAACCUGCUACGAUAAAAAGCAAAGUGAAAUCCAACUGUAAGGUUCUUCAUCUGAAGCAUUUUAAUAGAGCCGUUUCCCAUCGAACAUUAGUGCGAUGUAGUUUGUAAAUUUGUGUUGUGAAGUUUUUCUUUAAUGUAACCUGAUGUGGUGAUGUCUAAAUUGCUCAUUUUUUGUUCUGGCAUGUAUAUGACUCAGACUAGGCCAUGUCUUGUGUCUUGCAAUGUAGGGAUUCCAUGGCUAAAACUACUGUAUGUACAGCUUAGGACAUUUUUAUAAUGUGA